CCGGGGGGCUGGUCGCCUUUGCUGGCAGGUUCGGCCGGCGGGCGCGGGGCUGUCGCGCUGCACGGCGGCGAGGCCCGGGCCCGGCGCAGCCCUGCCUGCGGCGCGGCAGGGGCGGGAGCCUCCCCGCCGGGCCGGGGCUCCCGCGGCGGCGCCAGGGGCCGCGUGACCGCUGUGCCCACGCCGCGCUUACACCGAGUUGUGCUUCGGGCUGGCGGCGCUCGCCUUCUCCGAGCGGGCGGCCCAGGGAUUUCUGCGGCGGCUGCCUCGGAGAUGCCGAAGCCGGCCGAGUCCUCAGAACUGAGUGGUUCUCUGGCUCCAGGAAGAUUCCCGGGACCACUGUAAGUGUUGACGGGGCGCGGCGCCGGCCCGAGUAGAGCCUGGACAAGCGCAGUGUCCCGGAGGAGGCUAGCUUAAGUGCAGUUUCGAAGGGCAGGCACAGAGCAUGGAGAAUGAUGAACUUCCGCCAGCGGAUGGGGUGGAUUGGAGUGGGGCUGUACCUGCUGGCGAGCGCGGCGGCCUUCCACUACGUCUUUGAGAUCAACGAGACGUACAACAGGCUGGCCCUGGAGCACACUCAGCAGCACCCCGAGGAGCCCCUGCAAGGGACCACAUGGACACAUUCCUUGAAAGCGCGGUUGCUCUCGCUGCCCUUUUGGUUGUGGACGGUUAUUUUCCUGGUCCCCUACUUACAGAUGUUUUUGUUCCUGUACUCCUGCACAAGAGCCGACCCCAAGACGGUGGGCUACUGCAUCAUCCCCAUAUGCCUGGCAGUGAUCUGCAAUCGCCACCAGGCGUUUGUCAAGGCGUCUAAUCAGAUCAGCAGACUGCAACUGAUCGACACGUAGUCGCUGUCCUUGUUCCGGAACUGCCGGUACUUCAUGGAGUCUGACCGCAGGCUGCAGUUCUCGCAGAUCUCAGGAAGUUGUGGCGGGCAGCGGGUUUUUAAGGAAAUGUGACUGGAGGGCUGUAUCUGAGUAAUAAUGGCUUUUUAGGUAAAGCCGGAGACACAGUACAACAAAAUCAUGUUGACGACUUCAGAUUUUUGGAGGUGAAAUUGUGUCUGUUAUUUGCAUUCUUUAGAAACUUGAAUAAGCACCUGAGCUUAUAUUUCUAUUCUGCUGUACAACAUAGUGAUGAUUCAGAAAAUGUUCCUUUAGGGGAAAAAAUGAAUAUAAACGUUUCCAUUGUGUUACGUGUAUAAAAGGUCCAAACAUGGUCAUAAAAUUUAAAUUUUAUACAA
Oryctolagus cuniculus (rabbit) is the source of this 1240-nucleotide messenger RNA. RefSeq names its product lysosomal enzyme trafficking factor (gene LYSET). The record is from RefSeq and is a predicted model, not a curated record. NCBI's taxonomy places the organism in Eukaryota, Metazoa, Chordata, Mammalia, Lagomorpha, Leporidae.